AAGUCACCUUCAUCAUUCUCGUUGCGCUCUUUAGCCGCCUCUUUGUUUUUAUUUCUUUGGUUUAAAAUAUGACGUCACGGCCAGUCUGACCAAUCACACUGGGGGGGGCAAGGUCACGUGUUUGCCCGUAUGAGGAAUGAGGAGUCGCCCCCUGUUGGCUGUCAAGCAGGCGUCGGUCAGCACGUUAAAACAAGUGACCUCCAUUUUGUAGCCUUGUGUGGUGAUUCCAUGGCCCACUCGAACCACCCACUAAAGCUGAACCACGCAGACCCAAACAAAAGGCCGGAAUCGUGUGUGUGUGUGUGUGUGUGUGUGUGAGCGAGAGGUGGGAGGAUGUGCUCUUCUCAAUGGCUGAUGCUGAGGGGGCGUGGUGACGCAGUGGAGGGGGCGUGUCUUGCUUCCAUGUGAUGCUGCAUUCAAUGACUAUAAAAGCUCGUUUAUUGGUAAGCCGCCGUUUCAGCUGCUCGUCAAAUAAACACGCAGGGGGUUUGGGGAUUUUUGGGGGGCGAUAAAAAGAUCAAAAUAAUAUUCGCUCCCACAAACAUUUGAUUUUUUAGCUUGAAUCACAACGUAACGCGAUCAGCUUCCCUCUCUCCCAGGGUCCCCGAACGCAUCAUCGCCCCUGACGGUCCGCCCGUGAGUGCACGCGUGUGGGUCUCCGGUGUGGGCGCAGUGGAGGACUCUCCUAUAAAAGACGGGACCACCGUCGUCAUCGUCAUCAUCAUCAGCAUCCCUCCUUCCCGGCCAACAUGUCCCGAACCGACGAAGUGCACCGAAUCACGGAGAACGUCUACAAGUCCAUCAUGGAACAGUUCAACCCGUGCUUGAGGAACUUCAUCGCCAUGGGGAAAAGCUACGAGAAGGCGUUGACCAGUGUCACGCACGCCGCUAAGGGCUACUUCGACGCUCUGGUGCGGAUGGGCGAGAUGGCCAGCCAGAGUCAAGGCGCUAAGGAUCUCGGGGAGGUUCUGUUUCAGAUGGCCGAAGUACACAGACGGAUCCAGAUCCAGCUGGAAGAGAUGCUGAAGUCCUUCCACAAUGAGCUGCUGACCGAGCUGGAGAAGAAGGUGGAGAUGGACGCUCGCUACCUCAACGCGGCAUUGAAGAAGUACCAGAUGGAGCACAAGAGCAAAGGCGAGAGUUUGGAGAAGUGCCAGGCCGAGCUGAAGAAGCUCCGACGGAAGAGCCAGAGCAGCAAGACGCCGGCCAAGUAUGGCGAGAAGGAGAUGCAGUACGUGGAGGCCGUCAACGCCAAGCAGAGCGAGCUGGACAGCUACAUCGCUGAAGGCUACAGGAACGCCCUGUCCGAGGAGAGGAGGAGGUUCUGCUUCCUCGUGGACCGCCAAGUCGCCGCCGCCAAAACCGGCAGCACCUUCCACGGAAAGGGGGAGGGGCUUCUGCCCCAAAGUCUUCCCAUGUGGCAACAAGACCCCAGCAAGCACCCGGAGCGUUUCCUGACCCCACAGAUGAGCGCCAUGGCCGAGCCCGGGGUUAAAUCCCUGCCCGUGCCUCCGGAGCUGGCGGCACUGAGGAUCAGUGGAGCCGUCGGGCCGCAGCGGCUGAUGGAAGGCGGCGCCGUGGCGCUGAACGGCACAGCCGGCACCGGCGACUACCAGCAGUGGGCGGAGUCUAAAGUGUCGCUGGGCAAAACAUCCCCUCAGGUUCAGAGACAUGGCGGGGACGUGUAUUCCAACACGCUGCCCGUACGCAAGGCGGCGCCCGCCAAGGGAAAGACCUCACUUACGGAGACACGUACGCUGCCUCGUUCGAGCUCCAUGGCGGCGGGAAUGGAGCGUAACGGCCGGACGCGAGUGCAGGCCGUGUUCUCCCACACGGCGGGCGACAACGGCACGCUGCUCAGCUUCAACGAGGGCGACGUGGUCAGGCUGCUGGUGCCCGAGGCUCGCGACGGCUGGCACUACGGCGAAAACGAGAAGACGCGCAUGCGAGGCUGGUUUCCUUUCUCCUACACCCGUGUCAUCGGCGAGGGCGAGGGGGACACCAUCAGGCUUCCGGGACACAGACUCCAGCACGGGAAGAGCAGCAGCACGGGAAACCUUCUGGAGAGGGAGGGCGCCGCUCAGCCCGCCCCCGACUACUGCGUUCACCCCGGCGUGCCAACACACAGCGCCGCCCUGCAGGCCAGACAACCACGUCCCUACGGCAUCAUGCCAGGCUUCCCGCAGGCUGCAGCGGAGGACUUUGACCCGGCCCGCUUCACCGGCACCAGCUCCUCCGACAUCAAACUGAUUUCCACCGUCUGAGAUCCCGCCCCCUCAGGCUUGGCCCCGCCCCCUGCCGAAGACGAGCUGUGACAUCACCAUGACGUAACAGCGAGGCAAAGGAAGACAUAACUGUUAACCAGAAUAAGAUAUAAUAUUCAUAAUAAUAUGAAGUACAUAUACCUAUGUAAGGACUACUGUUGUUUAUAUUUAUUAUCAUAUCGUGCAUGUUCUGACUCGUGAACAAUAAAUAAACG
Molecule: messenger RNA, 2479 nt
Organism: Doryrhamphus excisus (bluestripe pipefish)
Lineage: Eukaryota; Metazoa; Chordata; Actinopteri; Syngnathiformes; Syngnathidae
Gene: baiap2b
Product: BAR/IMD domain containing adaptor protein 2b
Biological process (GO): actin crosslink formation; actin filament bundle assembly; plasma membrane organization
Cellular component (GO): cytosol; nucleoplasm
Molecular function (GO): protein binding
Source: RefSeq, a predicted model, not a curated record